This is a messenger RNA of Ipomoea nil (Japanese morning glory), 1972 nucleotides long. RefSeq names its product E3 ubiquitin-protein ligase RDUF1-like. NCBI's taxonomy places the organism in Eukaryota, Viridiplantae, Streptophyta, Magnoliopsida, Solanales, Convolvulaceae. Gene Ontology annotation, cellular component: cytoplasm. Bases 159 to 1283 code for a protein of 374 amino acids. The record is from RefSeq and is a predicted model, not a curated record. The transcript has a single exon. Gene Ontology annotation, biological process: protein ubiquitination. Gene Ontology annotation, molecular function: ubiquitin protein ligase activity.
UAAUUGGUCUCUCACAACUCACACCCUUCCUUCAGCCUCCUCCGUGUGUAACCCGCCGGAAUAUUCACAAAAAAAGGUUCAAAUUUUCACAAUCUUUUCAUCCAAAGAUUUGAUUUUUCGUAUCCAUUUAUCGUGAAUUUUAGAUCCUAUAUAUAGAGAUGUCGAUGCCUUCAACGUAUUGGUGCUACAGAUGCAAUAGGUUUGUGAGGGUUUGGAGCCAGGGUUCGGUAGCGUGUCCGGAUUGCAAUAGCGGGUUUGUGGAGGAAAUCGACAAUUCGAACCGAUCCUCCGCCUUGGAUUCUCAACGGCGGAGAUUCCCGUCGUCGGCGAUGUUCAUGAUGCGGAAUUUGGAUCGGAGCUCCGGGUCGAGUCCGCGACUCCGGAGGAGCAGAAGGAAUGGUUGGGACCGUUCGCCGUUUAAUCCCGUCAUUGUUCUCCGAGGGCCGUCGGAUGGCGGCGGCGAAGGGGGUGGAGGAGGGAGGGGGUUUGAGUUGUACUAUGACGACGAGGCGGGGGCGGGAUUGAGGCCUUUGCCGGCGAGUAUGUCGGAGUUUCUUCUCGGGUCGGGUUUCGACCGCCUGUUGGAUCAGUUGACCCAAAUUGAAGCGAACGGCAUCGGAGGAAUCGAGAAUCCGCCGGCGUCAAAAGCGGCGAUCGAGUCAAUGCCGACGAUCGAGAUCGCGGAUUCCCACAUAUCCACCGAAUCUCACUGCGCCGUUUGUACGGAGCCCUUCGAGGUCGGGAACGACGCUCGCGAAAUGCCCUGUAAGCAUCUAUUCCAUUCCGAUUGCAUUCUCCCAUGGCUUUCCAUGCGUAAUUCCUGCCCUGUUUGUAGACACGAAUUACCCCCAGACACUAGAAACCCUAGCGACUCCAUCAGGGGCUCAUCAGAUCCCCAAAACAUCACACCAAACGAUGACGAAGCCGUAGGGUUAACAAUAUGGAGGCUCCCCGGCGGCGGUUUCGCCGUGGGGCGGUUCACCGGGGGUAGAAGAGGCGGGGAAAGAGAGUUCCCCUUAGUCUACACCGAAAUGGACGGUGGGUUCAACAACAAUGGAGUUCCCAGGAGAAUUCCCUGGGGCUCUAGGGGCAAUCAAUCACAGCAAAAUGGUGGCUUCAGAAGAGCUUUCUUCAACCUCUUUGCCUGUUUCGGUAGAGUUGGUUCAUCACAUUCCAAUUCUAGCUUAGGCUCUAGGAUAACUCGCAGGAGUAGUAGUUCACUAUCGACCAGAAGACGCAGGGGCUGGAGUUUCGGGGCCAAUGAUGAACCUCAAAGGUGGUGAUCUUCAAUCCCCGGGAGAGAUUGCUAUCACGAGAUGUAAAUAACUAGAUAAUGAUAAUGCAAUAGCGAAUCUUCUGUGGCACAUCCUGCUGUGGAUACCGAUUAACCACAAACAAAGCAUUCGCGGGGACGUUGCAGAAGAGGUUUAGAAGUGAUGGUUUAGUACCAGCUGUGGAUAACUUUCGUGUGGAAGCUGCUGCAGAAGAGGUUUAGUGCAAUAAUACCUGCUGGGACUAUGAACUUUCGCGUGAGAAGGUUUAGCAGUGAAGGAUGACUUCAAGAACGAAAGAAUCUAGGGGUUAGUGGAAGAAGAAGGUACACACAGCCUGGACUUUGCAAUUAACCUGCAUUUCUUUUCUUUAAUUUGAUGAUCCCGCAUGAUGAUGCUAGGCCUUGCCUUUCAGCUUUAAACGUUUUUCUGUGCCGAGUAAUUGAAUCCUUACGAAGGAUCAUAAAACUUUAUGAUUAUAGCUUUUUAAAUUGUAUGAUCUUUGGUGGAGCAUGACAAGAUGACAUCUUCAUUCAUACUUUUUAAAUUCUUUUAGUUGCUGGAGAAAGUGUAUUCCUUUUCUUGGGUACCUUAUCUUUUCAUUUUUGGAUUAAUAAUGUAACGAGUUUAUUUAUCAGUUUGCAUGAUGGGGUUUCUUUAGAGCUGAAAAAAUAGUUUAUUUAUCAGUUUGCAUGAUUGAA